This is a messenger RNA of Fonticula alba, 2036 nucleotides long. RefSeq lists its product as hypothetical. Gene Ontology annotation, biological process: peptidyl-lysine monomethylation. The record is from RefSeq and is a predicted model, not a curated record. Bases 1 to 1941 code for a protein of 646 amino acids. Gene Ontology annotation, molecular function: protein-lysine N-methyltransferase activity. NCBI's taxonomy places the organism in Eukaryota, Rotosphaerida, Fonticulaceae. The transcript has 2 exons.
AUGCGGCCCACACUUGAGCGGCGCCAUGCCCGUCUGGUGGAGACCCUCCUCCAGGAUCCGGAGACCUACUUGCAUCCGGAGCUGCGUAUCGCGGCCGAUGCCCACGGUGGCAUGGGUCUCUUCAUGAAUUUGCCUCUUCCGCCUGGCGGCGCCGCAGGCACCGAUGAUGCCGCCAUCCCGCUCUGCUUCAUCCCCGGGAAGUUUGUGCUCACCGACCAACGGCUGACCGGUGUCCGGCCAGUCCGCCGUGCCCUGGCCAGCCUGGAUGCCCUGCUGGAGGGGACGGACGCCCCGCUGGUCGACCGCCUGGUGGCCCUGUACCCCGGCUGUGUGGACGCCCUGCAAGACAUCGACCCGGACCGGCUGCGCCCUGGGACCCCCCUGCGCACGCGCCUGGGCAUCCUGCUGUGCUUGCUGCUGGCACGGGCGCACGCCCGCCGGGAGGGCCUCCUCCCGACGGCCGCCGCCCCGGCACUCGCCUUCGAGGACACCUUCGCGGGGCUGCCGGGCUUCUGGCCCGACGCCGGUGCCGGGGCUGCCCAGCCCACCGAGGAGGCCCAUCUGAUCGAGUAUCUGCCGGUGCUGAUGGCCGCCUGGCCGACGACCCCCCCGAGCCUGAAUGCCUGCCUCUAUGGACCGGCCGGCGAGCUGGCGUCUCGGCUGCUGCGUGGCACCGGGCUUGGCCCGGCGGUUCUGACCAAGCGCAUGCACUUGCUCGGCCUGGAGCUACCGGUGCUGCGGGUGCUGGUAUGCCUGCUGGCGCUGGAUGGUCCGGGCUGCCCGGCUGGGCCCCUGGCCGGGGAGGAGCUCCUUGCCCCGGGGGAUCUCCUCUGGGCGGAUGGGGCCUUCCGGUCGCGGGUCUUCCGCGGCCCCUUCCUGGCCGGCAGUCCUGGGACUGGCCCGAGCGAAGCCAUCGUCGAUGCCCUGGUGCCCGUGGUGGACUAUUGCAAUCAUCGCGUGGCGGCGACCGGCCGAGUCACGGCCGCGGCCGCCGAAGGAGCGGCAUCGGCACCGGUCGCCGAAGGAGUCGCAUCGGCAGCGGUCGCCGAAGGAGCGGCAUCGACACCGGUCGCCGAAGGAGCGGCAUCGGCACCGGUCCCCUCGCGGCAGCCGGCCGACCACCUUUUUGCCCAGUGGCAGGCAUCCUUCGACGGGGUGACCAUCUACUCGGCGGACCCGGUGCUGACGGCGGCCGCCGGACCAGCCGGCCAGGAGCGCGCUCUGGUUCCCCUGCUGACAUCCUACGGUGAUAAGGGCUCCGACGAGCUGAUCUUCCAGUAUGGCUUCUUCCCCGAGGCCGAGGCCAAUCCCCAUGAUCGGCUGGUCCUGUCGGUGGCCGGGCCCCAGGCACUGGCCCAAUCGAUGGCCUUCCAGGACAGCCUGGCCGCCGAUGACGCCGCCUGCGGGGGAGUGGGCAUCCGGGGUGACGAAUUCCCGGCACACCGUGAGGGCCUGAUGCAGGCGCUUGGCCUUCCGCCCCGGUUGACCCUCGAGCGGGCUGCCUCGGGCCGGGGCUUUUCCCUGAAUCCCACGAGCCGGAUGGCCCUGAACAUUCAAACACUCCGCGUUGCGGAGUUUUUCCACCUGCAGGAAGCCCUUCAGGCGGCCAUCUGCGAGGAGUGUGGCGCGCUGGCCUGCGAGUGUCCUGCUGACGAUGCCCCAGUCCGGCACGGGCGCCAGCACCUGCGGCGUCUGCUGGCGGACCCGGUGUCGCCGCGGCACGGUGACGAUGCGGCGGCCUUCCUCGUCGAGCUCCUGCAGCGACAGCGCAGUCUCAUCAACCUGGCCGACCUGGAUGCCGACCAUCGGGAAGCAGCACACCCGGAGGCGGUGGAGGCCCAUCAGCAGGCGCUGCACUCUCUGGCCGCCUUCGCUCGAUCGCAGGCGGCCAUGCUCGACCAGGCAAUCGAGGCCGGUCACGGCAUCUACUUUGGUGUGUGAUUUGGCCAUCACGUGCUGCGCGCUGUUUGGCGACAACUACGGCGCUCCGCGGAAAUAUACUCCCCCCUCGGGAACGGGCCUCCCUACACCCGGCA